This is a messenger RNA of Cyprinodon tularosa, 1888 nucleotides long. Its product is annotated as UTP--glucose-1-phosphate uridylyltransferase-like. The record is from RefSeq and is a predicted model, not a curated record. Bases 155 to 1669 code for a protein of 504 amino acids. Gene Ontology annotation, molecular function: UTP:glucose-1-phosphate uridylyltransferase activity. Gene Ontology annotation, biological process: UDP-alpha-D-glucose metabolic process; glycogen metabolic process. NCBI's taxonomy places the organism in Eukaryota, Metazoa, Chordata, Actinopteri, Cyprinodontiformes, Cyprinodontidae. Gene Ontology annotation, cellular component: cytoplasm. The transcript is spliced from 10 exons.
AGGAUGAGGAGGCUGGACACAGAGACACGCUGCAGGUUUCUACUGGGGACCAUUUUUGACUUUUUAAUGCACACAAGGACUCGCCGUUAGCUGCUGCUGGUCUUCACACCUUAACAUUAGAGUAACCUUUGUCCUUUAAACAGAGUCUGGCAAAAUGUCGCUUACCGUGGCAGCUCUCAGCAGAGGACCGAUGACGGAGUUUGAGGAGAAGCUCCGUCAGCAGCAUGAAGACUCCAUGCAUCGGGAGCUGGAGGCUUUGCUGGCCACCGCCAGCAAAGCCGAUGCAGAGGUCUCCAGGAAAGACUUUGAGGGCUUCAAGAAUCUCUUCCACAGAUUCCUGCAGGUCAAAGGUCCCUCGGUGGACUGGGCCAAGAUCAACCGGCCGCCUGAGGAGUCGAUCCAGCCUUAUGAUAAGAUCAAGGCGAAGGGACUCCCUGAAAACAUCACCUCCUGCCUCAACAAGCUCGCUGUGGUCAAACUCAACGGAGGUCUGGGAACCAGCAUGGGCUGUAAGGGCCCCAAGAGUCUGAUCAGCGUCCGCAACGAGAACACCUUCCUGGACCUGACCGUGCAGCAGAUCGAGCAUCUCAACAAAACCUUCAAUACCGACGUGCCGCUGGUCCUCAUGAACUCUUUCAACACAGACGAGGACACGAACAAGAUUCUGCAGAAAUACAAACACCACCGGGUCAAGAUCCACACGUUCAACCAGAGCAGAUAUCCGAGGAUCAACAAGGAAUCUCUGCUGCCGAUUGCUAAGAGCAUGGGCGUGAACGGCGAGAACACGGAGGCCUGGUACCCGCCAGGUCACGGAGACAUCUAUGCCAGCUUCUGCAACUCCGGGGUUCUGGACAAACUCCUCGCCGAGGGGAGGGAAUACAUCUUCGUGUCAAACAUCGACAACCUGGGCGCCACCGUGGACCUCUUCAUCCUCCACCACCUGAUGAGCCAGCCGGCCGACAGGCGCUGCGAGUUCAUCAUGGAGGUCACGGACAAGACCAGAGCUGACGUCAAGGGUGGAACUCUGAUCCAGUACGAGGAUCAUCUGAGGCUGCUGGAGAUCGCUCAGGUCCCCAAAGCCCAUGUGGACGAGUUCAAAUCCGUCACAAAGUUCAAGAUCUUCAACACCAACAACCUGUGGAUCUCCCUGCCCGCCAUCAAGCGGCUGCAGGAGAAGAACAGCAUGGACCUGGAGAUCAUCGUAAACCCAAAGACAUUAGAUGGUGGCCUGAACGUCAUCCAGCUGGAGACGGCUGUGGGAGCCGCCAUUAAGAGCUUCAAAAACGCCAUGGGUGUGAACGUCCCCCGCAGCCGCUUCCUGCCCGUGAAGACCUCAUCUGACCUCCUGCUGGUCAUGUCUAACCUGUACAGCCUGGACGCCGGCUCGCUCACCAUGAGCAAGAAAAGGGAGUUCCCCACGACGCCGCACGUCAAGCUGGGCAGCUCCUUCACCAAGGUUCAGGACUUCCUGACCAGGUUUGAAAACAUCCCAGAUAUGCUGGAGCUGGAUCACCUCACCGUGUCUGGAGACGUGACCUUUGGGAAGAACGUCUCUCUGAAGGGAACCGUCAUCAUCAUCGCCAACCACGGCGACCGGAUCGACAUUCCAGCAGGAGCGAUGCUGGAGAACAAGAUCGUCUCUGGAAACCUGAGGAUCCUGGAUCACUGAGGAACCAGAUAGAGGCUGCGUGCACAAAGAGAUUCCUGCUCUGCAGAUGAAGGGUGGCGCUGAUGCUGUAUGAUCACUGUGAAUGUUUAGGUCAGGUCGGUCCUGCUGAUGUUUCUAUGCAGACCUUCGGUUCUUCGCCAGGGAACCUUCUGUUACUGCAGACACUCGCUGCCAGAUGUGGUACAUGUUCUCCUCAAUAAAACUGUAGGAGUUUGGUCA